Molecule: messenger RNA, 736 nt
Organism: Aspergillus ruber CBS 135680
Lineage: Eukaryota; Fungi; Ascomycota; Eurotiomycetes; Eurotiales; Aspergillaceae
Exons: 2
Coding region: 251-553 (100 amino acids)
Source: RefSeq, a predicted model, not a curated record
CAGAUCUGACGCUGAUUCGGUGAUAUUCGCUUCAAUUCUGAAGGUCCUCAUUUAUCACGGACUACUUCCAAGGUCCUCAAGGAUAUAGGCAAAUGGAGUCGUUUGUGUAAAAAACCAUCCUGUACAGCUAUAGAUGAGGGUAUAAGUAUGACCUCGAAUCUUCCUCGCUACUUCGAGGGUUUUAUCGUCAACUAAAAUUAUCUUGAUAUAUCUUCAAUCCUAAUCGAUACGCCCAACCCCAAUAGCAGACAUGCGUUUCUCUAUCGCCGUUGUUGUUGGCGCGCUCGCCAUUGGCUCUGCAGCCACUGAUGCGUUCAUCAAUGCCUUCACCGAGUCUGGAUGCACUGGUGGUGAGAACAGCAUUGGUGUUGCUGCCGGCGAGUGCGUUUCAGUCUCCGGAGCCUCCGCCAACCAAGACAAGUCCCAGAACGGAAUCAAAUUUACCUGUGAUGGAUACACAGACUCCGCAUGCACUGACAAGGUUGGCGAGGUCUACGACUGCCUGAGCGGCAACGUCGCCUACGUUAACUGUGUCGCCAACCCUGCCCUGUGAUGGAGAGCAUGAGGGCUACUAAGGAUGCCCUGAUGUUCUAUCUACAUAGCCACAGGGACCGUUUUCUUUUUGUUUCUUUUUUCUUUUCUAUGAAUCAAAGGCUCUGUGUUUGAUUUAGCAUUUAAUACUGCUGGUAUAUAGCACACUGUCUUUACCAACCAAUAUCUAUUUUCAAAAGUAUUC